CUUUAUUGCUGAUUCUUUCUCUGGAUUGCUUAACCUGUGGAGUGGUGUAAGAGCUUCAAGAUGGUUCGUGCUAAGUGCUGGACACUGAAGAAGCACUUUAAAGGUCCACCAACCAAAAGUGACUUUGAGAUAAAGGAAGUUGAGCUACCAGCCUUAAAAAAUGGAGAGGUCCUGCUUGAAGCUUUGUUCCUCAGUGUGGACCCCUACAUGAGAGUUUCUGUGAGGAAAUACUUAAAGGAGGGCGAUACAAUUAUGGGAAGCCAAGUUGCCAGAGUUGUGGAAAGUAAGAACCCAACUUUUCCAGUCGGUAGUACUGUGGUAGCCAAUUCGGGAUGGACAACCCACUCCAUCUCUGAUGGAAAAAACCUAGAGAAGUUGCCUGCUGGGUGGCCUGACACAUUACCUUUAUCUUUAGCUCUGGGGACCAUUGGCAUGACAGGCUUAACAGCCUACUUUGGUCUCCUUGACAUCUGUGCUCUGAAGGAGGGAGAAACGGUGAUGGUCAAUGCAGCAUCAGGAGCAGUGGGCUCCGUGGUGGGACAGAUUGCUAAAAUCAAAGGAUGCAGAGUAGUUGGCUCUGCUGGCUCAGAUGAAAAGGUUGCAAUGCUUGAAAAACUUGGUUUUGAUUAUGCCUUUAACUAUAAAAAAGUAGGAUCUUUAGAAGAAACACUGAAGAAAGCUUCUCCAAAUGGCUAUGACUGCUACUUUGACAACGUUGGUGGAGCAUUUACAAAUGCAGUUAUCCCCCAGAUGAACAAAUAUGGGAGAAUUGCCGUGUGUGGGGCCAUUUCCACAUACAAUAGUGAAGAGCCUCAACAAGGAAUCUAUAUUCAAGCUCCCUUUAUCUAUCAAGAACUACGCAUGGAAGGAUUUAUUGUCCAUCGCUGGCAAGGAGACAUCCGUCAGAAAGGUCUAACAGACUUGAUGAAAUGGGUCCAAGAGGGCAAAAUCAAGUAUCAAGAACACAUCAGCGAAGGUUUUGAAAACAUGCCAACGGCAUUCAUAGGAAUGUUAAAUGGAGAGAAUGUGGGGAAAACAUUAGUGAAAGCAUGAGGGAUCCAAGAGUACAUCACAGUGGAAAUCCAGAGAAUGUAUUAAUGUAUUUAUUUCAAGUUUCCUUAAAACAUGUGGAAAGGAAGCCUAUUAUCUUAAAAUACUAAGAAACACCAACUGCAAUUAA
This is a messenger RNA of Dromiciops gliroides (monito del monte), 1180 nucleotides long. RefSeq names its product prostaglandin reductase 1 (gene PTGR1). NCBI's taxonomy places the organism in Eukaryota, Metazoa, Chordata, Mammalia, Microbiotheria, Microbiotheriidae. The coding region runs from base 61 to 1053 and encodes 330 amino acids. Gene Ontology annotation, molecular function: 2-alkenal reductase [NAD(P)H] activity; 15-oxoprostaglandin 13-reductase [NAD(P)+] activity. Gene Ontology annotation, biological process: prostaglandin metabolic process. The transcript is spliced from 10 exons. Gene Ontology annotation, cellular component: cytoplasm. The record is from RefSeq and is a predicted model, not a curated record.